This is a messenger RNA of Penicillium lagena, 309 nucleotides long. RefSeq names its product putative NADH-ubiquinone oxidoreductase 12 kda subunit. The coding region runs from base 1 to 309 and encodes 102 amino acids. NCBI's taxonomy places the organism in Eukaryota, Fungi, Ascomycota, Eurotiomycetes, Eurotiales, Aspergillaceae. The transcript is spliced from 2 exons. The record is from RefSeq and is a predicted model, not a curated record.
AUGCCGACCCCCGAAUCCGCGUCCUUCCUGGCCAAGAAGCCCACUGUGCCCCCAACCUACGACGGCGUUGACUUCGAAGACAACGUCGCCGUGCACAAUGCCCGCGACGCGAUCAUCCGCGAGCAGUGGGUGCGCAGUAUGAUGGCUCGUCUGGUCGGCGAGGAGCUUGGCAAGUGUUAUCAGCGCGAGGGAGUGAAUCAUCUUGAGAAGUGUGGUGUUUUGAGGGAGAAAUACUUCGAGCUCAUCAAGGAGCGCAAGGUGAAGGGAUAUCUGUUUGAGGAGAAGAACUACUAUGCCAAGUCGGCAUAA